AUGGCAAGACCUUUAAGAGGCCUCGUCGUCCGUUCGAGAAGGAACGGCUCGACGCGGAGCUGAAGCUGCUCGGAGAGUAUGGUCUGCGUUGCAAGCGUGAGCUGUGGCGCGUGCAGUAUGUUCUCUCGCGUAUUCGUAAGAACGCUCGUGAGCUGCUCACGCUCGACGAGAAGAGCACUCGCCGCAUCUUUGAGGGCGAGGCUCUUCUGCGCCGCAUGCACCGCUACGGUCUGCUGGAGGAGAGCCAGAACAAGCUCGAUUACGUGCUCGCCCUGACUGUCGAGAACUUCCUGGAGCGUCGCCUUCAGACCCUCGUCUUCAAGACCGGCCUCGCCAAGUCCAUCCAUCACGCUCGUGUCCUCAUCCGCCAGCGCCACAUCCGGGUGGGGAAGCAGAUUGUGAACAUUCCGUCCUUCCUCGUGCGACUUGAGAGCCAGAAGCACAUCGACUUCGCUCUGACCAGCCCGUUCGGCGGUGGCAGGCCAGGCCGUGUGAAGCGCAGAAACCUCAAGGCUGCCUCCAAGAAGGGCGGUGAUGAUGGCGAUGAUGAGGAGGAAGACUAUCCAGAUCCUGAUUCUCCUGUCUGCAUGCUCACCUUCUCCCCGCAAGCCCCAAGUCAAGAUGUGGCAGAUCGCAAGCUCCACGUCAUCAACAUCCACAUGGCAGACCUCGUUGUGUACGGCAGUGGCAGCAACGACGAUCUGGUAGCGCGCAUCUACAGCAACGCGCGGCGCUACAUCACGCUGUUUGCCGAGGCGGCAGACGACCUCAUGCCCGAGCCAUCCCUGGCAGGGGGUGGGGAGGAGAGGGAGGAGGACGUGUACGACGUGCUCAUGAGGCAGCGCGCGGAGCAGCACGCGGAGAACCUCGCUCAGGGCGACGCUGCUGUGGCCGCCGUCGACCCGCUUUUCCAGCUGCCCGCCCUGCUGCGCCGCCGCUUCGACCUGCACUUGGUACCGGAGCCGAAGCGCAAGGCGCAGGCGAUACGCGAGGUGGGGGCGGGGCAAAUAGGCCGGCUGGUGGUGGUGAAGGGCAUCGUCACACGCUGCACGGACGUGAAGCCGCUGCUGCAGGUUGCGACUUACACGUGCGAUGAGUGCGGCUUUGAGAUCUACCAGGAGGUGACAGCACGCACGUUCAUGCCACUGUUUGAGUGCCCGUCCACGCGCUGCCGCACCAACAACGCACGGGGCAGGCUGCACCUGCACACUCGCGGCUCCAAGUUCCAGAAGUUCCAAGAGGCGCGCAUACAGGAGCUAGCAGAGCAGGUGCCCAAGGGGCAUGUGCCACGCGCCAUGACAGUGCAGAUCAGGGGCGACCUCACCCGCCAGGUAUCACCGGGCGAUGUGGUGAGUGUGGCGGGGGUGUUCCUGCCGGUGCCAUUCGUGGGGUUCAAGGCCAUGCGGGCUGGCCUCACCGCCGACACGUACCUCGAAGCCAUGUCCUUCCACCACUCCAAAAAACGCUUCUCCGAGUACGCGAGUGAGCAGACGCCAGAGGAGGCAGCGGCGGUGCAGCAGCUGGCAGCGCAGGGCAGCAGCGACGUGUACAGCCGCCUGGCACGCUCCAUUGCUCCCGAGAUCUACGGCCACGAUGACGUGAAGAAGGUGCUGCUGCUGCUGCUCGUGGGGGCGCCCACACGCACCCUGCCCGAUGGCAUGAAGAUCCGUGGGGACGUGCACGUGUGUCUGAUGGGCGACCCCGGGGUGGCCAAGAGCCAGCUGCUGAAGCACAUCGUCACAGUGGCGCCCAGGGGCGUGUACACCACGGGCAAGGGCAGCAGCGGCGUGGGGCUCACUGCUGCCGUCACACGUGACACCGUCACCGGCGAGAUGGUGCUGGAAGGGGGGGCUCUGGUGCUAGCGGACAUGGGCAUCUGUGCCAUCGACGAGUUUGACAAGAUGGACGAGAACGACCGCACCGCCAUCCAUGAGGUGAUGGAGCAGCAGACGGUGAGCAUAGCCAAGGCCGGCAUCACCACGUCACUCAACGCUCGCACCGCUGUGCUUGCUGCUGCCAACCCCGCCUGGGGGCGCUACGACAUGAGGAGGACGCCAGCGGAGAACAUAAACCUGCCGCCCGCACUGCUCUCCAGAUUCGAUAUCCUCUGGCUCAUGCUUGACCGCGCUGAUGUGGACGCUGACCUGGCGCUCGCCCGCCACGUGCUGCACGUGCACCAGCACUCCGCGCCGCCCGCUCUUGACUUUGACCCCGUUGACCCGACGCUGCUCAGGAACUUCAUAGCAACGGCACGGACGUACGAGCCGAGUGUGCCGGAGGAGCUGACGGACUUCAUAGCGUCGGCGUACGCGGGGCUGCGGCAGGAGGAGGCGGCCAGCGAUGCCCCUCACACCUACACCACCGCGCGCACCCUGCUCUCCAUCCUGCGCCUCGCUGAGGCUCGGGCGCGGCUGCGGCUGGCGGGGGCGGUGGCACAGAGUGACGUGGAGGAGGCGCUGAGGCUGAUGCACGGGUCCAAGGCGUCGCUGCAGACGGAGGCCCGGCAGCGCGCAGGGCUGGACGCCAUCUCCGCCGUCUACUCCAUCGUGCGCGAUGAGGCUGCGCGUGCGCGCUGCACCGUGGUGUCCUACUCCGAUGCCCUCAACUGGAUCACCCGCAAGGGGCACAGCGAGGCGGAGCUGAGGGAGUGUUUGGAGGAUUAUGCGGAGCUCAACGUGUGGCAGAUAGACCAGGACUCCCUCACCAUCCGCUUCAUUGACUCUUGA
This is a messenger RNA of Closterium sp. Naga37s-1, 2726 nucleotides long. The record is from the annotation of a GenBank genome assembly. Lineage: Eukaryota; Viridiplantae; Streptophyta; Zygnematophyceae; Desmidiales; Closteriaceae.